AUGGAGAUAAUUGGUUCAGCGAACCAAAAGAAAGCCGGAGGUGUUCAGAGAUCAGUUAUUAAUUUCUUCACGGCCAUGUCUGAAAAAUUAAUGGAGAACGUGAAAAAAACGAAGAAAAUCGGAGAAGAUGAUCCAAGAAGAAUAGUACACUCAAUUAAGGUUGGAUUGGCUCUUACGUUAGUGUCUUUGUUCUACUACUUCAGACCUUUGUAUGAUGGCUUCGGACAAGCUGGAAUGUGGGCAAUCUUGACUGUUGUCGUCGUUUUCGAAUUUACUAUCGGUGGAACGCUAUCGAAAAGUAUAAACCGAGGUGUCGCAACAUUGUUGGCCGGUGCGUUAGGGGUCGGAGCCGAGUAUCUGGCCGGCCUCUGCGGCGACAAAGGAGAGCCGAUUGUUCUUGGCCUUUUGGUCUUUCUUCUAGCUGCAACAUCGACGUUUACGCGAUUUAUCCCACACGUAAAGAAGAAGUACGAUUACGGGGUGCUGAUAUUCAUACUCACUUUCAGCCUGGUUGCCGUUUCGGGUUAUCGGGUCAACCUGAUUUUGCAGCUUGCCCAUCAAAGGCUGGCCACAAUUCUGCUGGGCGGGGCGACAUGCAUCAUAAUAUCCAUAUUCGUUUGCCCCGUUUGGGCGGGUCAGGAUUUGCACAAUCUCGUUUCUGGAAAUAUCGAAAAGCUCGCCACCUUCUUAGAAGGUUUUGGAGGUGACGAUGAUAAAGACAAGUCGUAUCUCGAGGGCUAUAAAAACGUGCUAAACUCGAAAGCAACCGAAGAAUCCCUGGCAAACUUUGCAUGGUGGGAGCCUGCGCAUGGUGGUUUUAGAUAUAAUCAUCCAUGGAAACAUUAUUUGAAGAUUGGCGGUCUUUCGAGAGAAUGCGCCUCUCAUAUCGAAACACUCGCCGGAUAUUCCGUAAACUCGAAACAUACUCAGGCAAAGGUAUAAUAUUACUCAUUUAGACAUUUUC
Erythranthe guttata (spotted monkey flower) is the source of this 964-nucleotide messenger RNA. The record is from RefSeq and is a predicted model, not a curated record. NCBI's taxonomy places the organism in Eukaryota, Viridiplantae, Streptophyta, Magnoliopsida, Lamiales, Phrymaceae.